AUGUUCCCGGAGAACUACGAGGAACCGAUAGAGGACGUCACGAAGGAGGAGGGCGAAGAGUCAGAGUUCUCGGCCAAGGAGGACGACGAGUACUCGCCAUACGCCCACCUGCCGCUCACCCCAAAAGAGCUCUCCGCCCUGCACACAUUCCCGCUCUUCACGCGGCGCAUCACACAGCAGACGGGUAAGGGCAAAAUCCACAGGAUGUACUCCCUCGUUGUUGUCGGAAACGGGAACGGACUCGUCGGAUAUGGGGAGGGCAAGGACGACGAGGUCGCGCGCGCGAUAGACAAGGCGUUCCUGCAGGCGGUCCGCACCAUGGACUACGUCGACCGCUAUGAAGACCGCACGAUCUGGACGGACAUGGAAAGCAAGCUGGGCGCGACGCGCGUCAUCCUGCGGCCGCGUCCCGUCGGUUUCGGCCUGCACUGCAAUCCCAACAUUCACCAGGUCCUCAAGGCCGCAGGCAUCAAGGAUAUCAGCGCGAAGGUGUGGGGGAGCCGCAAUCCGCUGAAUGUCAUCAAGCUGCUGUUCAGAAUGCUGCAUCCCGGGAAUGCGCCAUUAUCAAUGGGAAACGGGAUUGGAGGCAGGGGCCGCAAGUUGGACAAGGGUUCAGGCGUGAGGGGAAAGCAAGAGAUCGAGCGGGAACGAGGGAGGAAACUGGUCAGCCUUCGAACGUGGUGA
Molecule: messenger RNA, 684 nt
Organism: Heterobasidion irregulare TC 32-1
Lineage: Eukaryota; Fungi; Basidiomycota; Agaricomycetes; Russulales; Bondarzewiaceae
Exons: 1
Coding region: 1-684 (227 amino acids)
Biological process (GO): translation
Cellular component (GO): ribosome
Molecular function (GO): structural constituent of ribosome; RNA binding
Source: RefSeq, a predicted model, not a curated record